GAUUGAGCACUUAAGGCGAACUAACCCUACGGACCUAGAUGGCUCCAGUCCUCCGCAGCGCACUGAGUCGUCUUGGUUCCGUGGGAACAGCGGGGUAUUGCGUCCCCCGGAUGACUGUGCCGCUCGCCCUCCGACAAUAAUGCUGUUGGUGACACUGGGCAUUGUUCUCGCUCUUGUGGAUUCCGCUAAUGCCUAUGACCGUGCACACAUCAGAGUUGUUGGCGGCAACAGCGUUUGCUCUGGCACGGUCGAGGUUUUCUUCGGCCGCCACUGGAGCGCCAUUUGUGACCCAGAAUGGAGUCUGAAGGAUGCUCAGGUGGCAUGUAGAGAGCUGGGCUGUGGGCUGGCAAUCGUCUCCUCACACAUCACCCCAUCUGGGUUGGGCCCCAGAAGCGUCCUGCUCAAGACUGAGUCGUGCUCAGGUCACGAACCAACUCUGGUGCAAUGUUCUCAAUUCAAGACUUGGCAACCCAUUCAAGAAAACACUUGCGCUGAACACAACAUUGCCGGAGUGCAGUGCUCAGGAAAACUAGAGAAGCCCAUGCUUUUCCUGUUGUCACCAUACACUGCCUACGAACCCGGAGAGGCAGUCAGAUUCAGCUGCGUUGCCCCAUCCAGCUUCUACACCAUAGUUGACUUCCAUCUGUUUAAGAGUGGUGUCGGAACACCACUAGUGACCCAGGGGACUGGCUCUUCACAGAACAAAGCAGAGCUGACGCUGACUGAUAUGGAUUUGUCACACCAAGGCAGCUACACCUGCCUGUACACGGUACAGAUUGGACUAGCCUUCAGUUCUCCUGAAAGCAACCCCAUCUCUAUUAGUGUAGUGGACCUGCACACUCCACAAAUCUGGUACAACACUUCCAUGGAGUCCCCACCUGGAAGGGUAAUCCAGGGCCAGAACCUCAACAUCACGUGCUACACUCAGUCCUGGUAUCCAGGGGGCUCGUUUCAGCUGAGGUUGAUCCGUUUCAACGGCACAGUGCGUCAUUCUGUACCAGCACUCCGUUCCUCCUUCACCUUCUCCUUCCCCAAUGCUCAGGCUGUACUGGAGGGCUACUACCUCUGCCUCUACAGGGUGCAGAUGGGCGGCCGCACGUUCACCUCUCGGGAAAGCCAGCCCCUGCCCAUCUCAAUUAGAGACCCAGAACCACUGCUAAGCCCUAUGGUGGUCAGUUGGCUAGUGUCAGCGAUGACAUUUGUUGUGGCCAUAUGUAUGAUUCUUAUCAUUGUGUGGUUCCGUUGUAAGAAGAAUGAUAAACCAACUGAGUUGGAAAGAGACAGCAGGACAUGUGUUGACAAUACUUAUGUAGCAUUACCAAUUAAAUAAAGGGAGGAUGAAACACUAAGAAACAAAAUAAGGAAAGAUGGCUGAAUACAGUGGAGGCUAUACUUCCAUCGUUUGUCGCCCCUAUUAAACAGUGAACAGCAGACAUCAUAUUGAAGAUAAGAACCAGAUUCCUAAAGAGACUCCGAAGAUCAGUAUUUUUCAAGCAUUCGAUCCUAUCCAGAUAACUCAUUGCAAAAAUGGUCUCAGUGGCCACAGGAUGACUGUAAACUUGUUUCUCCAGCGGCAGUAAUGGCUGAUAAAGGUGUAUUUGUAAUGUGCGUAUCAGCCUGCUGGGAGCCUCGGACCCUGGUCCUGUUGAGAAGCCCUUGACAGGUUUGGUUCUAUGGGCAUGAGUCUGCAGCCCCUGUUAUAAAAGCCAUUCAUCGCGGUUUCUACAUACGGGCAAGAAGAGGGUGAAAAUAGUCUGCCUUACAAAAUGUGCUGGUCUGCCAAUUUGUGUUUAUUUUUUGAUGCUUUUAUAAGUUUUUACUGAAGUAAGGUACUUAAAAUAUCUUAUAGGUCUUUGUCCUCGGUUACACUGUCUCUACCAGUAUGUUCAGUAUUAGGUUUGCAAUCAUAAAAUCAGACUAGUCCUUUUGAGGGAUAACUGGAAAUGCAGUUUUUAAGUAAUGUCAUUUUUCUAUGUUAUUUUUAUUUAAUUACGGCUGGCUUACUGCCGACUGAAAUUAGCUUUCACACCUAACAUGCAUCUCUCCUUACCUGUAAAUUAAAUUAAUUUAGCAUGUGCAAUUAGGCUUAUUAAAGAAAUAGGAAUAUGGUUGUGUUCAUGCAUUUUGAUUUCUCCAGUAAAUGCUUAAUUGUUUUGUUACAUUAAAGAAGUGUUGUGCAUUAUUACGUGCAUGUAUUAAUUGUUGAAGUGUGUAUGAAAAUGAAAACUCAGCCGCGUACCCAGCCUUAGUAGAUUGUCGGUAUUAAUCUCUGCUAAUUAAUUAACGGGUGGAUGAAGAGAAAUCGAGUUGAACUGGACGGUCAGCGAGGACCGCCCUGGUGUUCAUGGUAAAGCAGGGAGGUAAAAGAGUGAAGCGGCUUUUCCUCGGGGACGCGCAGCGCAGCGGAGCGCGCGCACAACCCCGUGAGUCACCGCAGGGGAGAAAAAUACCUCACGUCUCGUGACCGCUACGAGUCACACAGGAAAAAACAAACUGCGGAGUUCUGUUGGAAUAUACAGUAAAUCCUCCUUUUGUCCCCUGUACUGUACGCAGAGUCCGGCCCGCGGAAGCCCAUGGCAUGAUGAUUUUUUUAUUCUCAACACGUGUAGGACCAAACACUU
Messenger RNA from Scleropages formosus (Asian bonytongue), 2621 nucleotides. Its product is annotated as scavenger receptor cysteine-rich type 1 protein M130. The transcript has 9 exons. The coding region runs from base 140 to 1330 and encodes 396 amino acids. The record is from RefSeq and is a predicted model, not a curated record. NCBI's taxonomy places the organism in Eukaryota, Metazoa, Chordata, Actinopteri, Osteoglossiformes, Osteoglossidae. Gene Ontology annotation, cellular component: membrane.